UAUAAAUGGUCUUGAAUUAUAUAAAAUAUAUUAUUACAUUGUAGGCCUACAAAUGAAGAGUUCGGCUUUGUGUAUAUAAUAUGUUGACAUUGUGUUAAUUAGCAGAUUUUCUAGUUUCUCUUGUAAACAGGCCAUUAGCAUCCAGCUAACAUUAGCAUCCAGCUAAUGUUAGCUAACAUGUUAGCGUUGACUGCGCGCGCUGUUUGUCCGUGUCUCGUGCAUUAUGGUCUCGUGAUGAUCUCCCCACUGAGUUACUUCAGUCAUCAGCAAAUAUGAACUGUGUUCUUGAAGGAAAAGCUGUAAAAGCAUUUGGAAAGGCCAUCCACGCGCUGUCGCGGAUCGGAGAGGAGCUGUGGUUGGACCCGAUGGGUCGAGGGCUGGCACUGAGGUCAGUAAAUUCUGCUCGUUCUGCGUAUGCCUGCUUCCUCUUCUCGCCGCUGUUCUUCCAGCACUACAGCCUGGAUUCAGUAUCAGAGCAGGACAGUGAAACAAUCCGAUGCCAACUGCUCAUCAAGUCUAUUCUUCCUCUUUUCCGGUGUUUGACUUCGAUUGAGCGUAAUGUGGAACGAUGUCAGAUCUCGAUCAGCUCUCCCAAUGGCCGAGUGAUGGUCCAGUUUUUCUGCAGACAUGGCAUCACUAAGACCCACAACCUGUGUUUCCUGGAAAGUGAAGCUCUGCAGGCAGCGUUUGCCUCACACCUCUGUCCCAAUGUGCUGAAAGCUCCUGCCAGACUUCUUGGCGAUAUUGUGAUGCAUUUCCCCGUGUCCCAGGAGGAAAUCACUCUGUCCAUGAGUCCUCUGAGAGUCAGUCUGAGAAAUUACAACGAGGGGGGAAAUGAUCACGUUAGGAUUAUGUACACUGAAAUGUCUCUACACCCAGACGAGUUUGACUACUUUCAGAUCGGCGUGGAGUCGGACGUAACCUUCUGUCUGAAGGAGCUGAGGGGUUUACUGUCCUUUGCAGAGUCACAUUGCCUUCCAGUGUCCGUCCACUUUGGUGCUGCAGGAAAGCCGGUGAGCUUCUCAGUGGAGGACAUGGUCCUGGAGGCUAUUGUGGUGCUGGCUACUCUGAUCGACUCCGAGAGCAAAGGCCUCUCUCAGCCUGCAGAGGCGCUGGCAGUGACCCCCUCCAGGUGUGCAGAGGCUGCAGUUCUACCUGUGGGUGAAUGUAACCGCAGUCAGACUCAGGAUGUUCCUGCUGUGAUGGAGAUGAUAGCCUCCAGUCAGGGCAGCCCCAUGAUCCACACUCCUGCUCUGAUGCUGCUUCUGCCUCAGGCCGACGGGCUCAGUGCAGCUGAUGAGGCUUGUGCCACCACGAGUCCGGCGUCCUCCACGAUCUGCUCGCUGCUGUUCAGAGCCGUGUCCUCGCAGCAGGCUGAUGGCGGCUGCGCUGCCAGACUUCCUGUCCUGGCGUGUUGCAGUGACGGAGAAGAGGAAGAUUGAUGUAUGUCUAAAUGUACUUAUUAUGUUUCUAUUUGUUUAAAUUAUUAAGUUUCCCCAAGAUGUUCAGUUGUAACAGAAUGUAUUUAUAAUUAUUAUUUAUCAAAGAAUAAAUCAGUUUGUUUCGCAAUUUCAA
Messenger RNA from Cottoperca gobio, 1575 nucleotides. It is a transcript of the gene rad9b, whose product is annotated as RAD9 checkpoint clamp component B. Lineage: Eukaryota; Metazoa; Chordata; Actinopteri; Perciformes; Bovichtidae. The transcript is spliced from 11 exons. Gene Ontology annotation, biological process: DNA replication checkpoint signaling; DNA repair; cellular response to ionizing radiation. The record is from RefSeq and is a predicted model, not a curated record. Gene Ontology annotation, cellular component: checkpoint clamp complex. Bases 273 to 1442 code for a protein of 389 amino acids.